UCACUCGCACAGCGGUGUGACCCAAUCGACCAAACACUUUCAAAAUCAAACCGAGUAUCCGUGAUGAGCACACUUUUCUAUAAUCGCUCGCUGAUAUUUCGCAAAUUUAUCAUAAUUACUUAGAAAUACUUCAUAUAAUUCUCGUCUUCGAUCACGAUUUAAUAACCAAACGAGGAGUAUUCUUGUAGUGGAAUAGAAACGCAUCUGCCCGUGGGAAGAUUUCACCAUUGAGCACGGAAAAUCUCUUCGGAGACAGCGCGCAACAGGCGAUGAGCAUGGGUACGCUGCGGAGUUCACCCUCUAUCGUCGUUUUAUAUCUGAUGGUUUGUUUUACGUUGGCAAGAGUACAGGAUGUUGCAUCGCAGGAGCAAGAUCUUUUCUUUCCCUAUGGCUCAUCAGUGGGGGAUAAAGAGUUGCCCAUUGAGGACGACACUGGCAUAGAGCUAGAGUUACCAGCGACAAUUAGCUACUUUCCUUUCUUCGAUCAGAAUCACAGAUCGUUAUAUGUCAACACAAAUGGUGUCGUCUCCUUUCUACAAAAUGUGGUCCAGUACACACCGGAGAGUUUCCCCCUGGGUAACGACCGGCGAAUCAUCGCCCCGUACUGGGCUGACGUGGACGUGACCAACGGAGGUCACGUCUGGUACCGGCAGACCACCAAUGACACAGACCUCUUGAAGCGGGCCACCGACGAAGUGGCCCGCGUCUUUGCUGUGGAUUUCAGGUUCGAACCAUUCGUGGCCGAGUGGUUGCUGAUCGUCACUUGGGACAAGGUUGCCUUCUACAAUUCGCGUACUGGCAGGGUAAAUAGAGAGAACACCUUCCAAGCCAUCUUGAUCACAGACAGCGUCUACUCCUUUACAAUCUUCAACUAUGGGGAGCUUCAGUGGACCACGGGCUCGGCAAGUUUUGGGGAUAAGGAGACUGGUCUGGGAGGAGACGAUGACCGAGCCGUCCCAGCGCAGGUUGGUUUCAACGCAGGUGAUGGCCUGAAUUUCUACUCUGUUCCAAACUCGCAAACUGAUGACAUUCUGAAAAUCAACACUACCACAAAUAUACGGAAACCAGGCAGGUGGAUGUUCAGAAUUGAUGGCAAGGAAAUUGAAGCUGCAGGCUGUCAGAAUGAUCUUGACGGAAAUUUGCGAAUAUCCCCUGCCCAGGUCAUCAUGCUUGGGGGUGACGUCCUAUCCAUAUCCGGGCCGUGUUUCGAUGUGAGCAGCGAUGUCUUCUGCCGAAUCCAAGGCUAUGAAAUCCAAGCCAGCUAUGACUUUACCAAAGACCCGUUCACUGUCAGGUGUGCCACCCCCUUGUUCAUGGCUCUGGGAGAGUCACCUGUGUAUUUGUCCAAGGAUGGGGGCCAGACUUACAACUACACUGGAUACAUUACUGUUGUUGGAAUGGACAGGGCACCUCCACGAGUCGUCCCCUCCCAAGACAACGACGUGCUACGAGUCAGCUGGGAGAAAGACGGCUACCCCUUCACCAACUCCCUCAGUGAAGACGACGUGCAUGUGGACGUGUUUCUCUACUCCUACACAGAGGAUCCAAAUACAAAUGAAGUCCGGCUGAAACCAGUUCUGAAGAUUGCUGACAACCGUAAACUGUCCAACGGGUUUGAUUCUCUGAUCAGGCCACAGCUGGCAGAGCCAAUUGAUGUUGGGAUUUACCGUGUGGUUGAGCAUGGAGCAGUUGACAUCUCCCAGCCGGGAAUAAGUGUGGUUAUGGGUGUUCCGGGCACAGACCCCUCCCAGGCCCCAAUUCCAUCCAUGUGGAGCAUGCCCUUCAACGCCAACCCCGCCGAUGAUCAGGCCGACUCAAACCAAUGGUGUCGCUCCUGGGGCAGCGCAGAAACACCACUAGACCUGAGUGGGGACAACCUGCCGGCGUGUCCCUGUACUCUCCGUCAGGCCCAGGCUGAUGUCGGGGCCUUUGAGCCAUACCCAUGGUGCAAUCAGGGAGCAAGUGGAGAUGAGAAAUGCCCGUACAGGACAAGCGUGGUGCAUUGUGUCCGGGCAAGGAGGGGGAGUGAUCAAGGCAGAGGCCAGCUCUGUUGCUAUGACAACACCGAGAACAUUGUCCUACUGGAGGAUAAUUAUGAAGGAGGUUCCUCCCAGAGCCACUUCAAUGGCGGACACGCUCCUGCAGGCUAUCCGGGCAAUGUUCCAUAUUUGUCAAAUUUUCUUGGGGACAGAGUGCCAUGGGAGCAGUGUUGUCCACGCACAGGUUAUAAUCCCUCAUCCUGUGAUAUUUACCGCAAUAAGAGGCCCUCUAGUGACUGCAAGAACUACUUGCCGCCCAAACCAGCUGCUGUGUUUGGCGAGCCACAUUUUAUCACCUUCGAUGGUACAAAGUACAUCUUCAACGGCUAUGGUGAAUUCACAUUGGUCUCAGCUCCAGGCGCCAACCUCACUAUGCAGGGUCGAAUGGCUCAGUUAAUAGAAAAUGUUCAAGCAACGGGUCUGACUGUAGCCACCAUGCGAGUGGGUGAUUCAGACACAAUACAAGUUGAGAUCACUGACAGACGAAAGUUGGACGUGUGGGUUCGCAGGGAGGCCCGAGGCGCAUGGCAACGGCUGGGGUUUGAGCAGAGUGGUUGGUGGACAGCUAGACCAAGAGGUGCAAUUGUUGAGUUGAUUGGUGCCGAAGAGAGCCAAGGUGUGCGGGUGAUAUUUGACCAAGGUACUGCAUUUGAAGCCAAGGCACCAGCUGGUGCUUCUGCAAUGGCUGUCAAGAUCCUGGCUGCACCUGCACUACAAGGUGGCACAACGGGCCUGCUAGGAAAUUGGAACAGCGACCCCAGUGAUGACCUGAAGGCACCGAAUGGGGCGAUAUUCUCUGUGGAUUCACUGGCAAAUCUUCAUGACUUCUUCGGUGUAAAAUGGUACAUAUCCCGAAGUGACAGCUUGUUUCGCUAUGACAUCAGUGUCAAUGUCAGCACCAUCAACCGGCCAAACUUCCAAGCUGUAUACACGCUUGACUCCACGCUCACAGAAGAGCAGCUGAACAGUGUGUGUGGAGACAGUGAGGUGUGUCGGUACGACUACCAGAAGACCUCAUCACCUGAGAUGGGGACUGGAGCAGAAGAUGCAGAGGAGGAUUAUGAGGGGACUAGCAAUGACACCACACCAGUGGUAAGCUGUGGUUUCCUUGAAGCACCGCAAGGUGGUAGCAAGAGCGGCACAGUGUAUCUAAGUGGUUCCACUUUGGAAUUCUCCUGUAUCGAGGGGUAUGAAAGGACAGGAUCAGCCUCAAGACAAUGUGUCCAAGGAGUGUGGCAGGGAAAUGUCACUGUGUGCACUCCACCCCAGGCAUCCAUGAGGGAUCUUAUGUUGAUCAUCAUCAUUGCAGCGGUGCUGGGAGGAAUCCUCCUCCUUGCACUCUGCUUCCUUUGCGUCAUCUGCUGCUUCAGGAGGAAGAAGAGGAAUGACAAGGAUCAUGCUGACCAUGAACUCCGGACAAUAUCGACUAUUGAAGGCAUCGAAAAUGGUGCUCUAGUGACCACGCCCUUGGCAAACGACCGCACCCCUUCAUCCAACUCCUCCAUCAUUGACGAUCCCAAUUAUGAGCACACCCUUCCAAGAAACAACCACCACGACACAGCUUUCCCAUUCGCAGACACGGGUUAUAUGGACAUGAGAGGGAGUAAUGGGGAAGCCCCACGCCGUCCUGCCCGGGACAGACAGCUUGCCAGACCCGUGGAUGGUCCUGACUACCGAGGCUCGGCUAUCGCCAGCAGGGGUCCUGGCUACCGGUCAGCCGAGGAGGCAGUCGCUGGGCCCAGUCAUGCUGGCCCCUCUACCGCCACAGCACGGCAUGUACCCUCCCUGUCAAAACAGCCCAAGACCAGGGCAGAGGAGAAUGCUUAUGAUGACCCGCUCGAAGCGAGGCAGAAGAUGGAAAAGGCUAAAAACAUGAAGGGGUCAAUCUUUAAAGAUCCAAACACUUCACAUUAUGAUUCUGAUGACAGCAGUGAUGACGAAAUAGCGAGAAUCAAACGAAAGAUACGUCAGGAGGUGGAACAGGAGGAGGAGGACGACAGAUAGUAGUUUUCCGGAGUAUGUAAACUUUCACACACUCAAAGCGGUGUUUUGUUUGUCAGGGAAAGGUAAUUCAGGCCACUUUACCCCAGAAGUUUGAAGGAAGGGACUCAUAUUUGGCAUGUUCAGCUACUUUAUUGAUUGUAUUAUAACCAUGCAUUCAUAUCCCCAAAACAUCUUGAUACCUAUUGUACAAUCAAACAGCAAACAAGAAAGAACUGUGUUUUGUCUUUGCAAUUUUGCAAUACUUAGCAUUUAUUACUGUUGUUAUAUACUUACAAGGCCAAUUUUACAGAGCUGCUGAGUAAAACAAUAUGUUGUUUUGCAACUGUUAGUGCCAAAGAUCAUUCACAAGCAAUAUGUAUCGACAUUUUGUAAGACAAUGACAUUUUUAAUGGUAACCUGUUUUUGCUCAGGAAAUAUUUUUGUGCUUUGCAAACUUUUUCACCUUAUAGCUCAGCAGCUCUGUCUAAUUGACCCCUGAUCAUGUAUCGGGGGAAAACAAUUAGACAUAUAUAUUCUGUCUUACCUUCAUUUGAUGUUGGUGUGCUUGCCUCUUCUCCGGUCGAGUGCUCCUUUUAUCCAAAACAAAAUCCUGAGAUUUUUUUUCAUGAGGAUGUCACAGGGUUAGAUGUUGAAAUAGGUUUCUUCCAAGUCUGUGUCUGCUUUAAAUCAGAAAAAAAAAACGUCAUUAGGCUGAGAUGAUUAGUGGAAGUGUAUUUCUACAUAUCUAUUUUUAUAUGAGAUUAAAUUUUUCAAAAGUAAAAAUUAGCUUGAAGAUCCUCAUAGCGCUUUUUAAAAUCCGAAAUUGAUUCUUUGUUUUCACAGCUCUUCAUAAUAUGUACAUGUAUUAGGUUAUUUUUUGUAUAAAAGUUUACUUCUUGUUUUGAAGGUUCUAUUAAAAUCAUCAAGAUAUCUAACACCAUCACUUCCUAUGUUAUUUCAAAGUAUAGUCUCUACUUUAAAAGUAUGUUUUGGUUGUUACAAGAAUACUUUUACUGCUUGGUGGCGGUUGUAGUCGUCCGUAUUAGGUGCAUUUAAAUGAGGGACUCUGCCAAAUUUAAUUUUGAUUGCCGGAGUCUAUUUCAACCAUAUUUAGGUUCCGGUUUCAAAAGUUGUAAAAAUGGUAUUAAAUGGCAUCUGUUCUCUUGAAUACCUGUAUCCGUUGCUAGCCAGUAAGAUUAAGUUUAGUAAUCAAUUUUGAUCCACUGCGCAAGAUUUCUGGGCAUGUAAAUGAUAUACCACGUAAAUAUUAUUCUGUUCUAACAAAUAUCUAUGCAAAUUUAUGCAAUUGAUAAGUGAAUGUUAAG
This is a messenger RNA of Patiria miniata (bat star), 5347 nucleotides long. Its product is annotated as sushi domain-containing protein 2-like. The record is from RefSeq and is a predicted model, not a curated record. The coding region runs from base 270 to 4043 and encodes 1257 amino acids. Gene Ontology annotation, biological process: cell-matrix adhesion. The transcript has 18 exons. Lineage: Eukaryota; Metazoa; Echinodermata; Asteroidea; Valvatida; Asterinidae.